CCUGGGGGCCACGCCUUCUUGUUCUUAUGAACCGAUAUCGAUUGAUCUAACGAUGGAUUGGUUUAGAUCUUUGUGAAUAUCAACCUCCGUGCAUCCGGAUUCUCCGUCCUUCAUUUAAUGAAACCUGUUAUCUUCCAUUCAACUCUGCUCAGGAAGAAGUUAAUCGAUCAAGGCAGCAAAUAUUGCUAAAGCGUGAACUAUUUGUGCCGCUUUUAGUAAUGGAUGUACUUGGACUGGAGGAUCAAUCCAGAACUAAGCAAACAUGAUGGAGUUCAUGGGAGGACAGCAAGAGCACCAGGGCCUACCUCACCCGAAGGAUGCUAUUACAUCGAUCGCGAAUGUAUCCGAUGCCGUCUUACGAGCCGAGCUUUCUCGAAGACUCCAAGCUCGAGGCGAUGAUAACAGCGAUAAAGCAGCAUGUGGCCCCAGAGAGCGGGGUGCAUAUAACACCUCUAUACACGUCAUGGCAUUGUUUCUUAUCCUCGUUCUAAGCACAUCAGCAUGCUCGUUCCCCAUCGUUGCCCGUCGAUUCCCCCGCUUACCCAUACCACGUCGCUUCCUCUUCCUUUCCAGGCAUUUCGGUACAGGAGUCCUGAUUGCCACGGCCUUUGUUCAUUUGCUCCCUACCGCAUUCCUUUCUUUGACAGAUCCCUGCCUUCCUCGGUUCUGGAGCGAGACCUAUCGUGCCAUGGCUGGAUUUGUUGCCAUGAUCUCGGUCUUCCUUGUGGUUCUCGUGGAGAUGUUCUUCGCCAUGAAAGGAGCAGGUCAUGUUCAUGGAAGCGAGUACGACAAGUUGCUUGCAGAUGCCGAUGGUGCGACUCCGCGCUACUACCGCGAUGAAGAAGCCGACCAAUUGAGCCCCGAUGGUCAAGAAUCAGAGAAUAUUCGCCUGGAGGGGCUGAGUGAGACAGACAGCCUUACUCGGAAUUCUGCCUCAAGGCUUUCAGGGGACGGGUUCAUUGACACCCAUUCAGAAGUGUUGUCCCCGAAAGAAGUUGAAGAUACGAACACCGAAGACUCGGACUCGUACGGGCUGCCUCAGACUGAAGGGCCUCGUAACUCUAAUCUACGAUCUCGCGAUCGACAGCCUCGUGUAAGCGGUUCACAUCAAGGACCGAAUCCGGCGCUGUCAGUGCAGAAUCCUCAACGCCAGCUUCUUCAGUGCCUCCUCCUUGAAGCCGGUAUACUCUUUCACAGCAUCUUUAUUGGGAUGGCUGUCAGCGUUGCGACAGGGACCUCAUUUGUCGUCCUUCUUGUGGCCAUAUCUUUCCACCAAACCUUCGAAGGGUUCGCCCUUGGGUCGCGCAUUGCGUCUCUGAUCCCAGACCUUUUUGCUCCGUCCUCGAUGAAGCCAUGGCUGAUGGCGCUUGCGUAUGGAACUACCACCCCUAUCGGCCAAGCCAUUGGGCUUAUCCUGCACAACCUUUAUGACCCAGGCAGCACUACUGGAUUGCUCAUGGUGGGUAUAACCAACGCAAUCAGCAGUGGUCUGUUAUUGUUUGCCGGGCUGGUGGAGCUUCUCGCCGAAGACUUCUUAAGUCAGUCAAGUUACACGGAUCUCAGGGGCCGACGGCGCGUUGAUGCCUGUAUAGCGGUAUUCAGCGGUGCCGUGCUAAUGGCGCUCGUUGGUGCCUUUGCAUAAAAAGCCGCGUCAUCCGGUAUUUGUGGUCGUUAUAUAAUACAAGAGCAUAUUCAGAAUAUAC
This is a messenger RNA of Aspergillus campestris IBT 28561, 1703 nucleotides long. RefSeq names its product putative ZIP family zinc transporter. The transcript is spliced from 3 exons. NCBI's taxonomy places the organism in Eukaryota, Fungi, Ascomycota, Eurotiomycetes, Eurotiales, Aspergillaceae. Gene Ontology annotation, cellular component: plasma membrane. Gene Ontology annotation, biological process: zinc ion transmembrane transport. The record is from RefSeq and is a predicted model, not a curated record. Gene Ontology annotation, molecular function: zinc ion transmembrane transporter activity. Bases 263 to 1642 code for a protein of 459 amino acids.